This is a messenger RNA of Knipowitschia caucasica, 447 nucleotides long. The record is from the annotation of a GenBank genome assembly. Lineage: Eukaryota; Metazoa; Chordata; Actinopteri; Gobiiformes; Gobiidae.
AUGAAGAGGGCGGUGGUGAAGAGGGCGGUGAUGAAGAGGGCGGUGAUGAAGAGGGCGGUGAUGAAGAGGGUGGUGGUGAAGAGGGCGGUGAUGAAGAGGGCGGUGAUGAAGAGGGCGGUGAUGAAGAGGGCGGUGAUGAAGAGGGCGGUGAUGAAGAGGGCGGUGAGGAAAAGGGCGCUGGUGAAGAGGGCGGUGGUGAAGAGGGCGGUGAGGAAGAGGGCGGUGGUGAAGAGGGCGGUGGUGAAGAGGGCGGUGGUGAAGAGGGCGGUGAGGAAGAGGGCGGUGAUGAAGAGGGCGGUGGUGAAGAGGGCGGUGGUGAAGAGGGCGGUGGUGAAGAGGGCGGUGAUGAAGAGGGCGGUGGUGAAGAGGGCGGUGGUGAAGAGGGCGGUGGUGAAGAGGGCGGUGGUGAAGAGGGCGGUGGUGAAGAGGGGUGGAAGAGGGCGGUGA